Ostertagia ostertagi is the source of this 1188-nucleotide messenger RNA. NCBI's taxonomy places the organism in Eukaryota, Metazoa, Nematoda, Chromadorea, Rhabditida, Trichostrongylidae. The record is from the annotation of a GenBank genome assembly.
AUGGGAGCAGAAUCUUCAUCGUCAGCGAAGAAACCCGAAAUUGUCAGUCUAACCAAAGAACAAGUUCGAAGAGCUACUGAAUUACUAAAGAAACACGUCAGUGGGAAAGAAUUCCUGAACAAACAUCAGUUUCAGGAAAUUUAUUCGGAGCUCCAACCCAUAACUUCCUUAUUGUUCGACGUGGUGGAGGACGGAGGUCGGUGCUCAUUCUCGAAUUUGCUUCUUUUGGCUGAUGGACUGCUCGGUGACGCAAGUUCACAAUCGGCAACCUUACUAAGACUAUUUGGCACUACAGGGAAGGCACUAGAACGUAUUGUGUCGGUCUAUGCUAACCGAAAUGGGCUCAGUGACAGCGAUUCAUCUGCACUUCUCGAAUACUUAAUGCACGAAGCUCCCACUGAAGCGCGUUUUGAUCGAUGGUUAUUAGGGCAUUCAUUGGCCGCUCAACUGGUACUACAUGUAUUUGCACCACUCAUUUUCGAAAAGGGCCCAUCGCUUCAUCCAUCCACACCAUGUGAAUCAUCACUGCUCACUCACAGUGCCGUCAUGGUCAUAAAUAUGCACCUACCGAGCGAAAGAAGAAAGCAUUGGUCAUUACUUUUCUCCAGCUCGCUUCAUGGGUCGAGUUUCUCCCAAAUGACUAAACGAAUCAAUGAAGAAGGUCCAUGCAUCGUCGUUGUCAACUCAUCUAACGGCAGUAUUUUUGGUUGUUUUGCUUCCGAAGGUUUCCUUAUGGGACCAAAUUACCAUGGGGACGCGACCUCAUUCUUAUUCGAGGUGAAACCUCAAUUACGAAUAUUUUCUGCCACUGGAAUGACCAAUGACUAUGCUUAUCUCAAUGUUCAACAAGUUAGCUUACCAAAUGGUUUGGGUAUGGGAGGUCACGAGACGGUGUGGCCAUUUUUCAUUGAUGAGGACUAUGGAACGGGAACUUCUAUGGCCAAUAUUAGCUCUUUUGAGAAGUGCCACCUUGCUGGAUCUGAUCAUUUCGAAAUAAGCAAUCUGGAAGUCUGGCGUGUAGGUGACAAACCUCCUAUGCCCUUUGGAGACGAGAUCAAACGAAGUGAAAAGUCGAUAAUUGAUAAGGACCCAGAAGCUGUAGCUUUGUUGGAGUUGAGUGGUCGUACAAUGCACUCUGAAGCUUAUCGGGAACCAGCGCCUUUGCUAGACGAGCCAUUUGAACUCUAG